Brettanomyces bruxellensis is the source of this 2073-nucleotide messenger RNA. RefSeq lists its product as uncharacterized. The record is from RefSeq and is a predicted model, not a curated record. Gene Ontology annotation, molecular function: chloride channel activity. The transcript has a single exon. Bases 1 to 2073 code for a protein of 690 amino acids. Gene Ontology annotation, cellular component: cortical endoplasmic reticulum. Lineage: Eukaryota; Fungi; Ascomycota; Pichiomycetes; Pichiales; Pichiaceae. Gene Ontology annotation, biological process: chloride transmembrane transport.
AUGGUUGAAGCAUCAAUAAAGCACAAAACAAAGCAGGCCUUGAGCACCCCAAAUGAGGACUUAUCCACAUACGAUUUAGUGCUUCAAGUGUACUCUCCAGCGGAUGCCAAAACAGGAGCUGCAUUGCCAGAAGCUUCGAUUGGAAUUCAGUAUUUAUUGAAGACAUUGGAUAUGAACCGGUUCAAAAUUGCGGUUCGGCCGGACUCCAUCGUCGAUUCGUUUCUUGUAUUCAUCAAAGUGGAGGAUGCGGAGUUCGAACAGUUGGUCAAGAAGGCUCAGAAAGUCGAUUCUUUGUACGGCGUGUCGCAAUUGGAUUCUUUUGACAAAAUCACGCCUGCCGACAGAUUGAGGCUUGUUAAUGCCAAAUUGACAUCGCCAAAGUCCGAAGGCGGAGCAGAGAUUACUGUGGGUGAGGGCAAGUGGUCAUACGUUGGCUCAUGUGUUCCAGUUUCGUCCGUUAAGGCCACGUCUCAGGGUUUGGACAUAUUCAAAAAGUCCGCAUACAAGUUUUUCGAUGCAUCCUCUCUUAAGCAGCAGACCGGGUUCCUCUUGAAGAACUUCGGCACAAAGUACACCUUCUACUUCAAGGUUGUCUCGGAGUACUCCGUUUUUCUUGUGAUUUUGUCCGCCGUUGGUCUUGCUUCUCAAUAUUUCUAUGGUUCUCUCUCCAAAGUUUUCACAGCCUUGAAUCUUAUCAUUGGAGCAUCUUUCUACUUGUGCUGGUACGGAUCCGAGAAGAAGUGGGCAAAGGACUGGAAUGUGGUCAACGUGGGUCAUGUGGAUGUCUCGAGAACAGAUAAGAAGGACCCACCUUACAAAGUUCUUCUCAGAAAGGUGCUUUUUGCACCAAUUGCUCUUGGCAGCUCGUUGAACUUGGUCUUCUACCAGUUUGCAUGCUUCCUCAUCGAGAUCUUUUUGAAUGAGAUCUACCAGGGCCCGGGAAAGAUGGUUUUGUCGCUUGUUCCAACCAUCUUGGUCUGCUCGAUUGUCCCAGUUUGCACUUUCUUCUACUCCACCAUCAUCUCGUACUACUUAAAGUUCGAGAACAAUCCAACCAAGGCUGCCCACUCCAAGUCCUACCUUAUCAAGAUGUUCUUGUACAACUUCUUGUCGAGUUACGUUCCCUUGCUUAUCACGUCGUUUGUUUAUUUGCCAAGCGGCUACAAGGUGAACUCGUACUUGGGUAAAAUUGAUAGUUUUGUGGCUGAUUUCAGCAACAGGAACGCCAAACUUCCCCACAUACCUGUUUUAACGAAGGACUACUCGGUAAACAGCCUUCGUUUAAAGACUCAGUUCACCUAUUUCAUCCUCACAAACCAGAUCGUUGGUGUUUUCAUGGAGUUUGGCUUGCCAUUCAUCCUCAGAAAGCUUGCUGCAGUUCCUGCACUUGGAAAAUUACUCGGUGCACCUGCAUCUGCACCUGUGAAAGACACAGAUGAGGAGAAAAAGCUUUUAGCGGGCCUCAGGCACAAGUUGGCACUUCCAGCUUAUGAUGUGAAUGAUGACUAUAGACAGUUCAUCUUGCAGUUUGGAUUCAUGAUCAUGUUUGGUCCUACUUGGUCCUCAAGUGUCCUUAUCUCGCUUGCCAUCGAGCUUAUCCAGGUGAAGGCCGAUUUUUUCAAGAUCAUGAAACUCGUCAGACCUCCAAAUGCAGACAGGGCCGAGUCUUCUUAUCCUUGGCCUCUUUUCUUGAAGAGUCUUCUUAUUAUUGGUUCUUUCACCUCUGUUGCCAUCACCUUAAUGUACAAUGGAGGUGAUCUUGGUGCUUAUGUUGACAAAUCAUCCGUCAAGACCAGUUUGCCAGCCGUUUUCUUGGCUGCUCUUAUCUCUUGCCUGCUAAUGCAGGCAGGUCUCUACUUUGGUGAGUCCUUGAUCGAUGAAUACUACUCUGAUCCGGGUACCGAGACUGCAAAACGUGAAAAAGUCAUCUGCCACAUCUUGAAGAAUUCCCAGCCAUCUGGAAAAGCUGCAUCUUUGAAUGAUGUCCAGUCCUUGAUCACCGAAUCCUUGGCUUUAACCGCCGCUACCAGGAAGGUUGUUCCGGCGGAAAAGAAGGGGAAGAAAGCCGAGUGA